AUGGCACUUAUGGUAACUACAGAAAAGGUUGAAGAAAAUAACCGCAAAAUAGCUCUGAUCAUGGGAAUCAGUGGACAGGAUGGAAACUACCUAGCAGAAUUGCUAGUCGACAAAGGUUAUGAAGUACACGGCCUCAUUCGACACUCAAGUACUUUGAAUACAAAAAGUCUUCAUUUAAUCAAUAAAAGGUUUUCUUCACAAGGAAAGAGCGCUAUUAUUCUUCACUACGGGGAUCUAAACGACACUUCUUCCAUUGUGAAAGUUAUACUAACUGUAAGACCGAACGAAGUGUACAAUUUGGCUGCGAUGCGUCAUGAUGAAAUCUCAUUUCAUCUGGAUGAAUAUACAGUUAACCUGAACGGUCUCGGCGCUUUGCGUAUUUUGGAUGCCAUUCGCGCGUGUGGGCUCGAAAAAUGUAUCCGAUUUUAUCAAGCAUCAACAUCUGAAUUGUAUGGGAAAACUUAUCAAAUUCCACAAAACGAAAACACUCCCUUUUACCCACGAUCACCUUACGGUCAGUAUCCGUUACUAUUAGCAGGAAAAUUCUAA
Messenger RNA from Adineta ricciae, 549 nucleotides. The record is from the annotation of a GenBank genome assembly. Lineage: Eukaryota; Metazoa; Rotifera; Eurotatoria; Adinetida; Adinetidae.